Molecule: messenger RNA, 672 nt
Organism: Purpureocillium takamizusanense
Lineage: Eukaryota; Fungi; Ascomycota; Sordariomycetes; Hypocreales; Ophiocordycipitaceae
Exons: 2
Coding region: 1-672 (223 amino acids)
Molecular function (GO): phosphatidylcholine lysophospholipase A1 activity
Source: RefSeq, a predicted model, not a curated record
AUGAAUCCAAAUCACGCCAUAUCUACCGAGGGUAAUGACCCCCAAGCUGCGGCGGACCGUCUCGGUAAGCUUGUCAAUCAGAUGAUCAAGGAAUGUCCCGAUGCCACAAUCCUUGUUGCCAUGAUCGUCAACACGUGUGAUCCAAACCAGUCCGGCGCUACACAACAGUACCAAAGUCUUAUUCCAGGCAUAGCCAAGGAACGGCGAGAUGCCGGCCAUCAUGUCCUGGCGGUGGACUUCACGACCUUUGAAAAGAACAUGUUGCAAGAUUGUAUCCACCCUACCAAUGAAGGCUACCGGGUUUUGGGUGAUUAUUGGUACGACUUCAUUACCCAAAUUCCCAGGGACUGGAUCCAAGAUCCCGCAGGAAAAGACCCCGACCGGCAAGGUGGCAUCAACGAAAAUGGAGGACUGGACAAAAAUAUUCCCCCUCCGGACUGGGGAAAGAGUCCUGUGCAGAAGACCUCCAAAGAUUUCAUUCGCGACGCUUUUCGACGGGGUAACGGCAACACCCACGGAACCUGCAUAGGGAAACCUAGUUUUCGUGCAACUGGCCAGAUUGCCCUCGGGAUUGGGCAUAAUGGCGACUGGAAAUACCAGAAGUAUUGGACGGAAGCUGGAAAGCAAGAGUUUAUGACUGACGAAAUUACGAUGCAAGGCUACACGAUAUGA